GAUCUCAAAGAUGAACCAGAAUCAGAGGCAGAGCCAGAACCUAGCUGUGUGUCCUUUAAAAGUGACAGGUCAAAGGAACCUCCUCUUCUCUUUAAAUCAUCUGGACCUUCAUCCUCAGAGAGGUUUGAUCUCAAAACAAAACCAGAACCCAGCUGUCUGUCCCUGAAGAGCAACAGGUCAAAGGAACCUCCUCUUCUCUUCAAAUCAUCUCAACCUCUAUCCUUAGAGAGAGUUGACCAACAGAACUUAGAGGUUCCCAGUGGUCCAUCUACCAAGCAGCACCAAGCCCACCUGGACUCCAUAUUUAAGCUGCUGGAGGACAACAUUGUAGAUUUUGUAAAAAAUGAGCUCAAGAAGAUCCAGAAGGUUCUCAGUCCAGACAACCCAGGACGCUUGGAGAAUCAGACAGAUAAUGAGGAUUUGUUGCAAGAUCAGAAUGAAGAGCAGAGGAAGAGUAGCAGAGAAUCAUUGACGAAGAUCACUGUGAACUUUCUGAGGGGGAUGAAGCAGGAGGAGCUGGCUGACCGUCUGUGGUGCAAACAUCUUGAAGGGGUCUGUCAACAUGAACUUAAAUCUGGUCUGAAGAGGAAGUUCCAGUGUAUCUUUGAGGGAAUUGCUAAAGCAGGAAGCCCGACUCUCCUGAACCAGAUUUACACUGAGCUCUACAUCACAGAGGGAGAGACUGGGGAGGUCAAUGACGAGCAUGAGGUCAGACAGAUUGAAACAGCAUCCAGGAAACCGCACAGAGCAGAAACAACAAUCAGACAAGAAGACAUCUUUAAAGUCCAACCUGGAAGAGAUCAACCAAUCAGAACAGUGAUGACAAAGGGAGUGGCUGGCAUUGGGAAGACGAUUUUAACACAGAAGUUCACCAUGGAUUGGGCUGAAAAUAAAGCUCACCAGAAUAUCCAGCUCAUAUUUCCAUUCACGUUCAGAGAGCUAAAUGUGCUAAAAAGUAAAAAGUUCAACUUGAUUGAACUUGUACAUCACUUCUUCACUGAAACCAGAGAAAUCUACAGCUUUGAAAACCUGCAAGUUCUGUUCAUCUUUGAUGGUCUGGAUGAGAGUCGACUUAAUCUCGACUUCCACAAGAAGGAGAUCCUGACUGAUGUUACGGAGACCACAUCAGUGGAUGUUCUGCUGACAAACCUCAUUAAAGGGAUACUCUAUCCUUCUGCUCUCGUCUGGAUAACUACCCGACCCGCAGCAGCCAAUCAGAUCCCCCCUGAGUGUGUUGGCAUGGUGACAGAGGUCAGAGGAUUCACUGACCCACAGAAGGAGGAGUACUUUAGGAAGAGGUUCAGAGAUGAGGAGCAGGCCAGAAGGAUCAUCUCCCACAUGAAGAAAUCACGAAGCCUUCACAUCAUGUGUCACAUUCCUGUCUUCUGCUGGAUUACUGCUACAGUUCUUGAUGAUGUUGUUGAGACUAAAGAGGGAAAAGAGCUGCCCAACACCCUGACUGAGAUGUACAUCCACUUCCUGGUGAUUCAAACCAAAGUGAAAAAGGUCAAGUAUGAUGGAGGUGCUGAAACUGACCCACACUGGAGUCCAAAAAACAGGAAAAUGAUUGAAUCUCUGGGGGAACUUGCAUUUGAUCAGCUGCAGAAAGGAAACCUGAUCUUCUAUGAAUCCGACUUAACUGAGUGUGGUAUAGAUAUAAAAGCUGCCUCAGUUUACUCUGGAGUGUUCACACAGAUCUUUAGAGAGGAGAGAGGGCUGUACCUGGACAAGGUGUUCUGCUUUGUCCACUUGAGUGUUCAAGAGUUUCUGGCUGCUCUUCAUGUUCACAGGACCUUCAUCAACUAUGGCAUCAACCUAAUGGAAAAGAAGCAACAGAUACCUGCUAUCAUCAAUCGAUUUUUCAACAAAUCAGAUGAAAAUGUUCUCCACCAGAGAGUUAUUGACCAGGCCCUUCUUAGUCCGAAUGGACAUCUGGACUUGUUCCUCCGCUUCCUCCUAGGACUUUCACGGCAGACCAAUCAGAAACUCCUAAAAGGUCUGCUAACAGAGACAGGAAGUAGCUCCAAGUCAAAUCGGGAAACUGUUAAAUACAUCAAGGAGAAGAUCAGUGAGAAUGUGUCUGCAGAGAAAAGCAUUAAUCUGUUCCACUGUCUAAAUGAACUAAAUGAUCGGUCUCUAGUGAGGGAGAUCCAACAGUCCUUAAGUUCAGGACGUCUCUCUGCAGAUAAAAUGUCUCCUGCUCAGUGGUCAGCUCUGAUCUUUAUCUUGGUUUCAUCAGGAGAAGGUCUGGAUAUGUUUGACCUGAAGAAAUAUUCUGCUUCAGAGGAAGCUCUUCUAAGGAUGAUGCCAGUGAUUAAAGCCUCCAACAGAGCACUACUGAGUGGCUGUAACCUUUCAGAGACAAGCUGUGAAGCUCUGUCCUCAGUUCUUAGCUCCCAGUCAUCCAGUCUCAGAGAGCUUGACCUGAGUAAUAACAACCUGCAGGAUUCAGGAGUGAAGCUUCUAUCUGCUGGGCUGCAGAGUCCAAACUGCAAACUGGAAACUCUGAGCUUGUCAGGCUGUCUGGUUUCAGAGGAAGGGUGUGCUUUUCUGGCUUCAGCUCUGAGCUGCAACCCCUCCCACCUGAAACAGCUGGACUUGAGCUACAAUCAUCCAGGAGAUUUAGGAGUGAAGGUGCUGUCGGCUGGACUAAAGGAUCCAAACUGGAGACUGGAAGAUCUCAGGAUGGAGCCUGCUGGAAUCCAAUGGUUGAAACCAGGUCUGGGAAAGUAUUCCUGUCAGCUCACAAUCGACACAAACACAAUGAGCAGGAAACUCAAACUGUCUGAAGAUAAUAGGAAGGUGACACUCUUGGAGGAGCUUCAGUCAUAUCCCGAUCAUCCAGACAGAUUUCAUGUUCCUCAGCUGCUUUGUAAAACGGCUCUGACUGGUCGCUGUUACUGGGAGGUUGAGUGGAGUGGGGGAGUGGAAAUAUCAGUGAGCUACAGAGGAAUCAAAAGGAAAGGAGAGAGUAGAGACUGUAGGUUUGGUUGGAAUGAUCAGUCCAGGAGUCUGAGCUGCUCUGAUGGUGGUUACUCUGUCUGGUACAAUAACAGACCAACAUUCAUCUCCUCCUCAUCUUCAUUGCCCUCCUCCUCCCCUUCUGUCACCAAUAGGGUAGCAGUGUAUGUGGACUGUUCUGCUGGAAUCCUGUCCUUCUACAGAGUCUUUUUUGACUCUCUGAUCCACCUCCACACCUUCAACACCACCUUCACUGAACCUCUGCAUCCUGGAUUUGGGUUCAGUUCUGGUUCCUCAGUGUUUUUGUGCUGAGUUGAGUCUAAAGAGUCUUUUUCUGCCAGAGAAAUCCUCUCAGUGUUAAACAGUGUAGUCAAUACUUGUCUGUCUCUUUAAGUCAGAAACAUGUUUUCAGAUUUACAGAUUGAAACUAUUCUAAAUGCUGGACUGUUACCAGUCAUGCCGCAAACUAUAAUUUAAAUUUUGAACAUUAAUGAACCAAUGUCCAUUCAGUUUCUCUUUGCCAACUUUAAAAGGCUCUAUUUAUUGGACUUUAUUGAUCUCACAGUAGAGACAUUUACCUCUGCAUUUACCCCAUCCCCUUAGGGAGCAGUGGGCUGCCAUUGUGGGGCACCCGGGGAGCAGUGUGGGGUUAAGGGUCUUGCUCCGGGAGCCAGAGUGGCAGUCUGUGAGAGUGGGGCUUGAACUCACAACCUCAGGAUUCCAAGCACUAUGCCCUAACCACAAGGCCACCACGUCCCAAAUUCCUCAUCAAACACGCUUACAGAAACACAUCCAAGGACAUAUUCUCUACCCCAUAAGCAGGACACUGCCAAAAGGAGUUUGACACUCACUGGGAAAUGUGAUGCCCCCCUGCUGAGCUUGGUAUAGAGGCUCUGCUCACUCCCACACUUAAGACAUGAAC
Messenger RNA from Cyprinodon variegatus (sheepshead minnow), 3883 nucleotides. RefSeq names its product protein NLRC3-like. The record is from RefSeq and is a predicted model, not a curated record. The coding region runs from base 502 to 3273 and encodes 923 amino acids. Gene Ontology annotation, molecular function: protein binding. NCBI's taxonomy places the organism in Eukaryota, Metazoa, Chordata, Actinopteri, Cyprinodontiformes, Cyprinodontidae. The transcript is spliced from 9 exons.